This is a messenger RNA of Parathielavia appendiculata, 1029 nucleotides long. RefSeq lists its product as uncharacterized. Lineage: Eukaryota; Fungi; Ascomycota; Sordariomycetes; Sordariales; Chaetomiaceae. Bases 1 to 1029 code for a protein of 342 amino acids. The record is from RefSeq and is a predicted model, not a curated record. The transcript is spliced from 4 exons.
AUGUCCGACCGCCAUUACUCUGACCCGUCUGCGAGGGCCGCCGCCGGCACGUCUACCAAUGCGGCGAGGAACGGUCAGCCGACUCCUCGCUGUCCAGUGCGUCGGGAGACAUCAUCGUUGGGUUCUCCGCUGAUCCUUGAAAUGACACAAGAAACCGAGGCCGAGGGUCGCCAAGAGUCCUGGACGCAACAGAUCCAGCCACAGACAGAUGCUCAUGAUCCGGCAGGCUUUCCUCAAAGCGAAAUGCCGCCGCUGCGAGGCUAUCGGGCGGCAGUCUACAGCCUGGCUGAUUGGGGCAUGGAGCGAAGGGCAAGGGGAAGUCGCUGGUUCGGCCCGGCCGGUUUCUUUUGCGAGUCACAGGGCACCCGUGCUGUCAGUUCUGAGAACGUCCAAGACUUCGACGAUAACUCAGCACACGAGACCGCAGACUCCGGCGCCGUCAUCAACCCCACUGGCACCCCAUUUCGCCCGUCCAGGAUGCGGCUGGUUGUCGAGGGCGAGGUCCCGGAUGCGCCGCGCGCGCCAGUUCGAACCAUGGAAGCUCUGGGUGUCUCUUGGAACUACCGAGGAGACAUUUUGUCCGGGAGAAUCUUCCGUCAGAUCGGCCGCGUGUAUUGUACUGUCAUCUCGCCGCCCAACCAGGAGGCGGGUUGGCCCACCGCGGCCGCAAAAAUUGUCUUUUUCGAGGAAGCCGCAGCGCGGCGGUUCUGGGAUUUCUAUGGGAGGGAGGGCACCCAACGGCGCCCAUUUGUUGUGGGCGGCUUGACGGCCAUAGUCGAGCGCAACCGAACGAGGGCAAUGGUGAAUGUUAAGGCACUCUUCGCCGAGUUCACCGCCAACUUCUACUUCGAGAUGGACGAGAUCCUCGUCUCAACCGAGAUCCGGCACACUUACUAUGGCGUUCAACUCUUCCGGACUGCCGAGUUUCGAUUUGGCAGCUUCCGUGCCCAAUCCCAGAAUGCCUUCCGCCUUCUUAAUGGACGCCCCGGCUUAUCGAUCAGGUACGGCCGAGACCCCUGCGCUCUGUGA